This is a messenger RNA of Xyrichtys novacula (pearly razorfish), 9974 nucleotides long. The record is from the annotation of a GenBank genome assembly. NCBI's taxonomy places the organism in Eukaryota, Metazoa, Chordata, Actinopteri, Labriformes, Labridae.
CACACACACACACACACACACUGGACCCUUCACUGUGACGUCACCCAGUACGUACUUUACACACUAUGCACUGAGUCACUUCCACUCACUUCACCUCAGCACAGCGAAACAACAUCUGCAAGCAGGAGCAGCAGCCGCCGCCCAGUUCUGAGUCUGCAGGACCGCAAGCCUUAAUCAAAACAGUAACCUUGUGGUCUGAUAAACAACAGAGCGAGCAGCAGAAAGCUUCAUUGUCCCAGAGGGACUGUCUGUCAUCCAGACAAGACAGAGGGGGGAGAGGAGGGUGACAAAAAGAACUGUCUAUUCCUGCUAUCUUACAUGAGCAGGGCAGUCACUUGGAGAGAUAUACAACUAAAACACAUGCUAACGCUUUGUGUUAUCAUUAUACUGACCUUAAUGACGUGAAAUAACUGUAUUUAGUAAAAAUACAUAUAAACCUAUGUAGGUGUGUGUGUGUGUGUGUGUGUGUGUGUGUGUGCAUGCAGUUCACAGUUUUAUACAACUAGAAUUGUAUGCUCUUUAUGUACAACUACAGUUACUUUGUUUCUGAUGUAGAAACAUACAAUACGGUAUAUGAGGAGCUAUUGACAAGAGUUCAACAUGACCAAAAUAUCAAAUUUAACUGAGAUCAGUGUCUGUAUCCUGAUAUAUUAGAGACACUUCACAAGAUGCAAUUGUACAAAACGCAACAAAUUCACUGCAUAGCAAAGUGCUGAGCACCACAGAAAGACCACAACCCUCAGAGGGUCCUGACAGAAACUCCACUGAAGACCUCCAACUUCAAUAAUGUCAAGUAAGGUUAAAAAAGGCAUCUGUCUUAACAUUUACCACUAAUUUUAUAUAAAUAUGAAACUACCGAAUGGCUUUGAAAUUUGAAAGAUAAUGAAUAUGUCAUUGUAUUCCUUUUAAACCCACUUACCACAAUACAAGCAUCCACACACUUUGCACCAACAAACUGUCACUUCACCUGCAUUCAACGACAGUGAUCAUCUCAGUGAAAAACUGAGGUUACACCACUUUUUUCUGCAGCUGUGAUCAAACACACCACAUUAAACUUGACAAGCUACUGCGCUCCAGCAUCAAGAGUAGCUACUGCUGUGAUGCUGUCGGCCUAAUCUCACCAAAGCACAGGGAUAAAUCUGAGCUAUCCAUGCUUUACUAAGAACAGCAGAACCCCCUCUGGAUUCAGGUAGAACUGACACCUCCACAGGCAGAAAUUUGGAAGUAAUGCGAGGUCACAGCCAGACCAAAAAUACACAACAGCAUAACUUGCUGCAGGAAUAAAAAGUAGGCCCAUUACUGUGGAUUAAUGUUAAAAUUAAGCACUGGGGCACAAUCUCCCCAAAGGUCACCCUACCCGAUGCAGUGAUCUGAUAUUUAAAGUUAUUCGUUAAAAGACCCCUAAACUGACACUGCAACAACAUGCCAGAGCCCGUUUACUAGGCCGCUAUUCUGCUUCUUCAUAUAUUCAUCACUUCAAAUACUAAAAAACAAACAAUUACAAUCCAGGUCUUAUCUAGGCACUUCUUCAUGCAAGCAUCAUGUAACACAUGUAGGUGAAAAAGACAUGAAACAGCGCUUCCCUCCGCCAGAUCACUGCAGUACCCUGCACCCAAAUGCAGGCCGGCGUUCCUGCAAAAAAAGGAAAAAACACCGUGCACCUCGACUCCCUGCUUUAACAUGGGGGAUGACAAAUGAAAGCGACAGCCUAUGAAGAAACAGGUCAUCCUGUCAUCCUUCUAUCGGCCUUACCUUCAGUUUUACUGUCAGUUUUCUUGGAUUGGUUUUGUCCUCUCCUUACACCAAGACGUCGUUCGGCUGAAUCGAUGAGCAGAGCGGUUUAUCAAUGGAGGAGACUGAGGCUCCGCUUUUAUUCCAGGAGGGUCUUCCCACAAAUAGUCCUUAUUACAGAGGGAAGCUGUUCGUCUGGGAAAUCAGAGAAGCAGUCCGGAGAGUCUUUGCAUUAGGAUAUACAGAUAUACAGGGCCUCUGCGCAUAAGAAGAGCGCCGUGUCUGCAGCAGCAGCGGUGACCGCCGGCCAGGAGCUGCUGUCGGUGCUGAGGUUGGUGCGAGCCGGUGGAGGGUGAUGAUGAUAUCCAUAGAGGUCCCCGUUUCCACCUGACACAACCUCUCCUUCCUCCCCCUCCUCCACCUCUUCCUCUCCGCUGGUGAUGCUGGGGAGAAAUAUCAGCAUUGGUGCGGCGAGUGGAGAGAGAGAGAGAGAGAGAGCGAGAGAGAGUGGGGAGAGAAGGGGGAGGGAGAAAGGAGAGAGAGGAGGGAGGAGGGAGAGAAAGAAAGGAGUGAGAGUAAAGGGAGAGAGAGGGACAGAGUUCGAGAGGGGGGAGUGGAGGGGGAGGGAGAGAGGACAGGGAGAAAGGAGAGAGAGAGAGGGGUGAGUGGGGUGCAGAGUUAGAGAGAGAGGGGAGGAAUAAGAGGGAGCGAGACAGGGGUGGAGGUGAGAGAAAGGAGGGGAAAAGAGAGGGAGAGCCAACGGUUAGCUAAUGUGAAGUUGUAUAAGUUCGAAAACACUGAGUUUAGCAUUAUGUGAAAGAGCAAAGGUGAUUCAAAGGUAACAUAAGCGUAAAUAAGACGUAUUUUUACAUUUAACAUUUAACAGUCGCGCCAAUAUCGAGUUCGUUUGCUAGCUUGUUUCAGUCCACCUGUAGUUACACUGGGCAACCAUUAGCUAACGUUAUCGCUAAACGGCUAGACUUAGUUCGCCUAAACCUUCAACUUUGUCAUAAUACUGAUGUGAAGGUGAAACAUCGUGUGACUAUAAAGUUAUUUAGCCAACUAACCGCAUUUAUUGCCAUUUAUUCUUCAAAUUUUCGUCGAAGUUGGGAGUUUCAGCCCAGCGUCGAGCCCGAGUUUGAAACGAGCCGUUAAAGAAAUGGGCGGGGCUUAGAAUUUUGAGCCAAUCAAAAACUAGUAAUCUUCUUUUUAAAAAUGUUAGUAUUUUCAUGGUGUUUUUAAAACCGACCUAUCACUCCGCAUUACAUCCCUUAAAUAACUUACAUUAUGAUUAAUCUGAAAGCAGUUUUCUGUUUGUAGAUGUAGUUUCUAGUUUUCUUGAGUUAGGAGAUUAAGACAUCCUGUUUUACCUCAGUCAUUGUUCUGUUUUAAACUAACUUUAAGAUAGAGUUUUUCAUCAGCAAAAAUGUCAACUAACAUUGAAGUCCUGCAAAACAUUCAGCCCAGUCCAAAUACAGGGUAAAAGAAAAAUUAACCUUUGACUUUUAUCCCCUUAUGUUGGACUCUAAGUAGGCAAAUGAUCACAAUAUAGUGAAUAUAAUAUUUGCAUUACACUUUUAUAGGCAGAAAGAAGUCCAAAACAACUUCAAGUUGAUCCAAAGCAUUGGUUCUGUGUCCAACAGAGCAGAAAAUGAGAUAUGAAAUAUGGAAUAAUAAUCUCUUUUGAAAGUAUUUGACCUUUGUAUUAUUUUAAAACCGUAUAUCUCAUUGUUUAACCCCACUGUAAGGAUAUCUGAAUCCACUGCUGUGGAUAUAUUGAAAAUAUGCUUUAUAAAUAAAACUGCCUCGCCGUACUGAAUGUUACCACUGAAAAAGAAGGAAGAGCUAAGUGCACUUGAAACCUCUCAAAGUGAGUGUGUGUUGGAGGCCCUGAGGAGAUGUAUUUAAAGAAGGAACAUAAAAGCAGGUCAGGCUCUUCUGUGGCUCUGCCAUAUCACAAACCUGUGCAAAUCAAUGAACUAUUUUGACCCUCCCUUCAUUACUCAGGAGACUUUUUCUGUUGCCCCAUUCUGGAAACAUAUAUUUUUACACGAAAACCCUUCGGCCGUAUAAAAUAUACUAACAUAUGAAUACCCCCGGAAUAAAACCUAACUUUUCAGACUGUUCUUUAGGGCAGAGUGUGGGUAUCCUGACCCCACUAGGCCCUCAGUGAUUGCUGCAAGGACAGCACAGUCAUAUGCAUAUGUAGACAGGUUCAGACUGUGGUGUGGAUGUGAGAAAUAACUACAUGAUGGUAGACCAAUUUACAUAUCCUCAGAUGACUUACAACUGUCUUUAAAACUUUGCAUGUAUGUUACCUUCAAUCAAUCAAUCAAACUUUAUUUUUAAAGCACUUUUCAUACGUAGGAUGUAGCACAAAGUGCUGUCAAUUCAAGCAGGAUAUUAAAAACAAUUAAUAAAAUAAAUGAAAAUACAAAUACCAAACAUCACCCACCCUCCCAACUCCCAUUCAACACAUUCAGCACUCACACGCUCACACACACAGACGCACACACAAAAGACACACAGGUGAGGACUCUUCAACUUGCCACGGAUGACUGAGGAAACGCUGUCUCGAGUUAAAAAAGGAGGAAACGUUGGACCUAAGACUAAAAUGCUUAAACCAUGAUAAAAUAUAAUAAAGGUGAUAAAGCAUUAAAAGUUAAUGAAAUAAAACAGCCUUAAAAUCAAACAAUAACAGAGGGUAAAUUAAAAAAGAGGUAAUAAAACACAAAGUAGUUAAUCUAGGACUAAAAGAGGGUAAAAUCACAUGAUGCAGAUUAAAAGAUUAAAACAAAUUUUAACUAAAAGCAAGACUAAAAAGGUCUGUCUUUAGUUUACUUUUAAAAAUAUGAACAGUAGGUGUCGCUCUCAGGUCUGCAGGUAGGCUGUUCCACAGAUGGGGACCGUGACAUCUAUGGACUGUAUUACAUUCCUUAGAGAAAAGAUGAAAUCCACACUUUUUUUCUGAACUAAGGAGAAAAUUAUCUUGUUAAAUACACAUGAAUGUGAAGAAGUGACUGUUAUUUAGGGAGAGAGAAGGUGAGGGGUAAGUUGAUCAUAGGAGACCACUUUUUUUUCCUGCUAUAUUCUGAAGAUGACAGUUCUGUUUACACUCAUUCUGUUGGUUUGCAGGGAUGAACAACAUCCUGAAAUAUCUGCAGAUACACGAGUUAGAGACUAAACUAGGACUGACUUGAUGGACUGAUCCAAGUAUGAAACAUGGAUCAUCUUAACAGCCUCUCCCCUAGUCUUAUCUGACUGCAGCUGAAAUAGUAAUGAACUGGCCAGUCUGUCUGCAUGUCUGUGUGUCUGUCUGUCUGUUUGUGUGCCUGUCUGUGUGUCUGUCUGUGUGUCUGUCUCUGUGUGUCUGUCCCUUUAACUCUCCAUGUGGGCGGAGUCGGAGCUGCGGAAGCGUCGGUCUCCUGUUCACCUCUAAAUCCACCAAAUGUGAGAAUUAAACGAAAGUUUCCUCUGGAUCGGACUCAGACUCUCCACUCGAGCUGUCACUGUCCCGUGGACGUCGCUUGUUGCAGAUAAUGUCGGACUCUAUUAAAAACGUGGCGAUAUUUGGAGCCACGGGGAUGACCGGGCUGGCAACACUCCCCCAGGCUGUGGCUGCAGGUGAGAAGAAUACAGAAAUAUAGGAAUAGAUAGAAAACUAAAGGGUGACUCUGGAUCUAAUUAGACUGGAGAAGACACGCGGUUAACGACGGGAUCUUUAUUUAAUAUUACAUGAGCAGUGUAUUAAUCUGGACCUUCAAUCACCUGGAGUGGAGUGUGUUUCCUUCAGACUAAACUGAUCAUAUCCUUAAAUAAACACCUGACCUCUUUAUUUAAGGACGUGAAAGUUUUUAUUUUGUUCCCAUGGUUUACUUCAAUUAAAAAAUGCUAAAAUAAACUCAACAAUUACUUGGGUACGUUCUCUUUUAAAGACCUUGUCUAAAAUUUCUUGAUUUUAUUCAUUUUGAGAGAAUAUUCAGGGAAUAAUGGGGAAAAUGUCAAUGUGGUGUCACCAUAAAAACUCAGUAACUGGUUUGUGUCAGUUGGUGAAACCAGUAUUUUUCAUUAAAAUUAUAAUAGUUGAGAAAAUGAAUGGGGAAUGGAGUGUACUCCUCUACAGCAAUGCCCUGAUAUAUAUCUGAACAGUUUCUACAUGAUUUGUCAAAUGUUACUUAGAAAAUACCAGCCGUUUUCAGCAUUUUUCCUGCUCUAUGUUGCAAAAAUGCAUCCAAUUAAAAAAAUAAAUAAUCCUAACAAAUGGUAUUUUCAGCUGACAUAUUAUGAUUAAGUAACUUUUUUUAUAAGUACACUUGCAUACACUAUAGGUGGAAAUAAGUAUUAAAUAUUUCACCUUCUGUUGUGGUUACACCACUAGACAUUUUCAAAGGAAACCCAGCUUUCAUUUUGUGAAAAAAGGUUUCAAUGCGAUAUGAAAUUAUAUGAAACCAACAGAGGUACAAAAUAUACAUCUUUGCAAACCUAAUGCAAACUUUUAAAACAAUUUAUUAAAACAGUUUUGAAUUCCUUAUGAUGCAAACCCUUAUUUGUCACUGACCCUUUACUCUAAAGUGUAAAAAGAGGGUUAAAUCUUGGCCCCUGGGAGUUUUCUGCUAUAGUGAACCACAGAGUUAAAUGACAUUAUUUAAUAAUACAAGACUGGGUUUAUUCAAUGUUACUGCUCAGUAACAGAAGACUGAUGAUACUGAACUGAUACACAAUGAAAUCCUCAUGGUAAGUUAUGAACAUCUUCUUCUGUUGAGGAUUUCACACUGGCAGCAGUUUAAUGUUAUAAUUAUAAUAACACAAUCAUAGACUUUGAGGGAUGAUGCUUAUUUGGAGUCCUUCACAUUUUGGUUGGUUGCAUCAAUCAGUGAAUUGACACUUUAAGAGUUUGUAGAAAAAUAAUCAGAUUUAAUCAACUUAAGAAGCCAAACUCUUUAUUUUAUAUUAGCCACAUCUGGAACUAAAACCUUUACUGUUAAGUUGUAUUCGUGGUAAACUGCCAGUUAGCUCAGAUGUCGGUUAGAGGAUUUCCCAGAAGAAGAAAAAAACAGACGUAUUCAAAUAUCUUGCAUAAACACUCUUUGUCAUAUGAUUAAUUUGAUUUUAAAGCACUUUUGUUUCCUUCCUCUACACUGAAGGGAUAAAACUGUUGAGUCACGUGGAAGUUUCAGUUCAGCAACAUUUUGCUGAGUCACAGCUGGGUCUGAACUGAUAGAAGAAGCUGCUGAUUAUCUUGUCUGUACAGGAGGGGUGUGAACUCGAAUUAAGGUUUUACAGAAGAAUCUCCCUGUUAGAUGUUAACAACCAACAUCUGAACAUAUAACUCUUCCUUUCCAUCCACUAAUACUAAUACAAAUGAUAAUAAAUUUGAACUUGAAUGUGUGCGUGAGCCAAAUGUAUGUUUGUUUUUUGUCACGUGUUUUUGUUUUGUUCCUGGAAAAUUUAACAAACUUAUAUUAAAAGAAAGCUCUCCCUUGAGUAAAGACUGAGUCUCUUUAACAAACAGGUAGUUACAUAUACAGUCACUGGUGUCCGGUGCUAUCGGGGUGAUCGUGGUGUGACCUUCUGUUCCUGUCCUUGUUUUCUCCCUCAGGAUAUAAUGUGACGGUGCUGGUGAGGGACCCCGCCAAGCUGCCCGCUGACCACAAGGCGUCCAGAGUGGUGGUGGGAGAUGUCCUCAAUAAGGAGGAUGUGAAGAAGGCAAUGGAGGGCCAGGAUGCUGUUAUCAUCGUUCUGGGCACCAGGAAUGAUCUGAGUAAGGCUCCAAAACUGGAAAUAGGGCACACACCAAAAAGAGAGCAAACGCAAGUCUUGUAAAAAAAAAAGUUUUUGUUUUAAUCGUCAAAUUAAAAGUUUUACCCGCUGUAGUUUUUAUAUCAGGAGUUGUUAAAGUUUAAUCUUUCUGCUCCAAACACCAACCCUCCUGUGGUCUUUGUGCAUUGGAUUCUUUGAUUGUAUGAUAUUAUAUAAGUGACUGAUGAUUGUAGUUUUUAAUGGUGUAAUAAUAAUGUCAGCCAUUCAUUUAGGAGCAUAAUAAAACUUAAACAACACACUGUAAGAAUAUUAUUAGAGGAGCACAUCUCAGACACACUUCAGUCUGACCCUCUGACUGUAUAUUGAUGUGAUUUUAAUGUACAAUCAACGAUCUUACGCAGUGACAAUACAGAAGUUUGACGAGGUGUCUUAAAACCAGCUGUAAACUCCAGUAUUUAGUAUGAAUCUGUGAUCUGACCUCUGCUCAUCAGGCCCAACCACCAUGAUGUCUGAUGGCACCAAGAACAUCACUGACGCCAUGAAAGCCCGUGGGAUCCGUAAAGUUGUCGGCUGCAUGUCAGGUACAGUUUCCUGUAGUGAAAGAAUCCUAUCAGAGUGAGUGAGGGCGUUAAGUUUUGUUUUGUUUUCGAAGAUGUACCAUAAAGUACUCGUGAUGCUUCGGAAAGACAGGAUUAAGAAAAUUAAGGCCUAGAUACAUUUAUUCACAUGACUCCUUUUAAAUAACCUUUCCUCUCAGAGUAACAAUAAGAGUUAUUUCCAUCUCUCCCCAUCUCUCUGUUCUCCUUUCUUCUUCACCUUUUGCAGCCUUCCUGCUGUGGGAUCGCACCAAAGUCCCGCCUCGUAUGAUUGCUGUGACAGAGGACCAUGACAGGAUGUACACAGUACUGAAAACGUCGGGGCUCGACUAUGUGGCUGUGAUGCCGCCUCACAUUGGGGGUCAGUAAGAUAAACUAACCAGAGGCUUACUUUUAAAUCAAAGUUGGGGAAGCUUCUGGAAGGUAUAGCUGCUGCUAAGUAGCUGUAAGUGCCUUUUCUGAAAAAAGUAUUUGGAUGGCGUUCAAGUUUCACGAUUUUACUUGAGGAUUCUGUGAUAACUGCUCCGUAAGGUUUUGAUAGAAAACUUUAAACAGAAACGGAUUUUGAUUUUUAUUAGAUUGACCACAGAUGAAGAGGAAGAACUGUUGAUUUUUCUCAUGUUUAAUAUAUCAUUUUGUUUCCGUCUCACUCCUUCCAGGUGAUCUUCCUCUGACAGGGAACUACAUGACAGCAGAAAACAUGCUAAGAGGAAGAGCGAUCUCUACACAUGACCUGGGACAUUUCUUUGUUAGGUGUCUGUCCACCACAGAGUGGGACGGUAAGACAGUGGGGCUGUGGGGAGAGUAUAAACAGCCCUGAUCAGGAUCACCCCACAGACAGCAGAAAGCUUCAUGUUUCUUCUCUUUUGCUCAUGGCCAUUUUUUAUUUCCACCAAAAACAGUAUUCUUUUACGCUGCAACUUUAGGAUGUAUGAAGAUUAAACCUUUGUGCAGAUUUGAAAUACUGGUAUGUUUUUGUGAUCAGCCACUAAUGCUUACUUAUGUUUACUUUUAUUUUCAUUGCUAACUUUUGCUUUGAAUUAUCAAAUUUUCGACUUAUUUUUUAUCAUCAGCUACAGGGGAUUAAUUUAAAGAUCUGGUUCAAAAUUAUGCUCAUGUUUUCUCUGUAGCUGCUCAGUUUACAGACUAAAUAUCGUCGAUCACAAAUGACGCCGCUUUUUGCUGCUCUGUUUAAUAAAUAUUUUUUAAAAGGUUGUGCGGAAAUCACUCCUUUCAUGCCAACUAAUCCCUCUGCAAAGUUAUUAAAUAAAUUUCUAAAUAACAUAUUUUUGUUGUUAUUUUUAUUGAGAAAGAAGUUUAACACUGAUCACUCAUCCAGAGAUGUGAUGGACGGUCACUGAUGCUGAAAUCUAUAAGUUACACUGAUUGGACCAAAUUUUUGAUGUCCAGUUUUUGAAUAAAUUCAGGUAAUAAUGAGGUUAAAUAAAGGGAAAGCCGUAUUAAUGUCAGAGUAUUGCUUUAUACUGCCUGUCAAAUAACAUUUGGUCCAACAGGACAUCCUGAAUGAGCAGGGCUAUUUUAGGAAUCAGACUUCAGUAUGCAAGACUGUUGUUUUUAAGUUUAACAUGCAGCUCUAUCAAAAGUUUGGAGCACUACAACACUUGGAUUCUCUGUUGUUUUCUGGUAUUUUUCUGUUUUUCUUCAGAGACCGUUUGUCUUUAACUCCUUGUGUCCUGCAGACCAUCUGAUAUGUGUCUGUCAUAUGUGAAGGACAACCUCUAAGUCAGAUGAAUGGCAUGUGCCUCUGUUGUGCAACUCCUGUGGUAAAAAACUCACCAAGUGACAGCAACAUGAAACCGGAAGUCAGGCGUGUUAUUUUCACAAUAAAAGCAGAAUUCCAUGUUUGAGGACUGAUAGAAAGGCCAA